AUGCCUAAGCCAGGACCAAGACCGAUUGUUUGUGAGAUUCAUAGCCAAUCUACCAAGAAGAACACAGAAUGGCAAGAGAAGCUUCCUGUUGUUGUCUUGAGAGCUGAAGAAAUCAUGUAUUCCAAAGCCAAUUCUGAGGCUGAGUAUAUGGACAUGAGUACACUUUUAGACCGUACAAAUGACGCCAUUAACACCAUAAUCCGACUCGAUGAAACAACUGAAACCGGGGAAUUUCUUCAGCCUUGUAUUGAAGCUGCGUUGCAUUUAGGCUGCACGCCAAGGAGAGCUUCAAGGAGCCAACGGAACAUAAACCCGAGAUGUUAUCUUAGCCAAGACUCAACUAACUUGGACAACAUUUUGUCCAAGCAAUACCAACUUUUCAUGAAACCAAACAAUCUUGCUCCAAAGAAUCUUCCGGGUAUGACUUCCCACAACGAUGUUCUAAGCUCACCGCAAGAGAACCGGGUCGAGAAACGUCCUGUUUCCACCAAGUACUCAACCUACCCUUUAUGCUAUUCGUUCCGGUUUCCUUCUUUGCCAGUCUCUAACAAUGUCACCGCCUCGUGCAAGUCCAAGAAUAGACCGGCGAGUGUUAUAGAUGCGACAAAUGGUAUUACCUUUGGUGGGUGUGAUCUCUCUCUCCGGUUAGGUCCUCUUGGAGAUAUCAGAUCUCCUCCUACUCAAAAACGGAGUAAAACCAGCCACAACAACAAGAGCUGA
Molecule: messenger RNA, 720 nt
Organism: Arabis nemorensis
Lineage: Eukaryota; Viridiplantae; Streptophyta; Magnoliopsida; Brassicales; Brassicaceae
Source: the annotation of a GenBank genome assembly